Populus euphratica (Euphrates poplar) is the source of this 2617-nucleotide messenger RNA. Its product is annotated as reticuline oxidase-like. The record is from RefSeq and is a predicted model, not a curated record. Gene Ontology annotation, molecular function: oxidoreductase activity; FAD binding. Bases 719 to 2374 code for a protein of 551 amino acids. The transcript has a single exon. Lineage: Eukaryota; Viridiplantae; Streptophyta; Magnoliopsida; Malpighiales; Salicaceae.
AAAUUGAGGUUUUCCAAUUAUGUUAUUUCUCCAUAUCAAUUAUAGCAAUAGCACCGGAUAGAGUUACGGCGUGCAUGCAUUCAAAUCGAAGUUAGAACAACACCAAAACAAAGUGAAUAUUCCAUGGACUACUAUCUUUUCUGAAAUGGUACAGCCACUUUAUCCUUCGGCAUGUGGAAACACCAUGGAUCUCUAAAAAAUAGAUACAGAAAUAACUAAAGGCCAACAGUUUGUGCAUGCUUUCCAUCUAGCUAUAAUUAAUAUACGUCAGAAGAAAUAUGAGUAAUAAGCACCCGAUCAAACAAAGGCAGGCCUUGGAUGUUUAUAUUUGUCUUGCUUCUAUAGCUCUGCUAUCUUUACCUAGUUGUUCUCGCUUAUUAUAUUCAUGUACAAUCAUGGUCAAGUUAAUUUAUUUCCAUACCUAAUCUCUCUCUCUCUCUCUCUCUCUACCUAUAUGGUAUCUCAUGCAAAUUGUUGUAUGUGGCUUUUGUCGCCUUUCAAUGGUAGUUUUGAGGCAAUUAAAUAUUGGAGGGAGAUACCACUUUACUAAGUUAGGCGACUGCUAAAUGAAUUGCCGGCCACUUAUAUGCUCUUAACUUUGAUUUCUCCAUCUUUGUGUCCGCAACGUCUGAUAUGAUUCUCCACUUUUUCAAUAUAACCCAUUUUUCCACCACUCCAGAACCAACCUUCUCUCCCGAGGUUAAGGCUCUAAACAACCAUGGCUAACUUGAUGAAAUGCCCAUCUCCUCUGUUUCUCUUCAUGUCCUUCGCUCUUGUACUUCCAUCUUUAUGUGCACCAGAGGACCAAAUUACAUCUUGCUUAUCUACACAUGACAUAAACAACUUCACCACGUUGCCUAGCACAAAAAAAGAUGACGACUCAAAAACAUACUAUAAGAUCCUUGAUUUCUCCAUUCAAAACCUUCGCUUCACAGAACCAACAAUUGCCAAGCCAUUAGCCAUUAUCCUACCUGGGAGUUUAGAUGAGUUAGUCAAGAGUGUGAUGUGUUGUAGGGAAGGGUUGUUGGAAAUAAGGGUAAGGUGUGGUGGGCACAGCUACGAGGGGACUUCAUCAGUAGCUAAUGAUGGAGCUCCUUUUGUGAUUAUAGACAUGAUGAAUCUGAACGAAGUUUCAGUGCAUUUGGAGACAGAAACGGCAUGGGUGGAAGGAGGUGCAACCCUUGGUGAGACUUACUUAGCUAUUUCCGAGGCAAGCAGCAUUCAUGGGUUCUCAGCUGGAUCAUGUCCGACUGUUGGAGUUGGUGGUCAUAUUGGAGGAGGUGGAUUUGGGCUAUUGUCUAGAAAGUAUGGACUUGCAGCAGAUAAUGUGGUUGAUGCCCUUCUUAUCGAUGCCAAUGGACGGUUGUUAGACAGAAGAGCCAUGGGAGAGGAUGUGUUUUGGGCUAUUAGAGGUGGCGGAGGAGGUGCAUGGGGCAUUAUUUAUGCUUGGAAAAUAAGGUUGCUGAAAGUGCCGGAAGUUGUUACUGGUUUUAUAGUCUCUAGACCUGGCACAAAAAACCAAGUAGCCGAGUUAGUGAAUGGUUGGCAAGGGGUAGCACCCAGCUUAGAUGGAGAUUUUUACUUGUCAUGCUUUGUGGGAGCCGGUCUGCCAGGGACAAAAAAUAGAGGAAUAUCAGCUACAUUUAAAGGGUUUUAUCUAGGUCCGAGAAAUGAAGCUGUAUCUAUCCUAAAUCAAGUUUUUCCUGAGCUGGGUAUUGAAACAGAAGAUUGCAUAGAAAUGACUUGGAUAGAAUCAAUCCUAUUCUUCUCUGGCUUAAGUGAUGGAAGCCUAGUGUCCGACUUGAAAAAUCGGUAUACGAAAGAGAAGAACUACUUCAAGGCCAAAUCAGACUAUGUGAGGAGAAAUAUUUCUUUCGAGGGCAUAAGAACAGCUCUAGACAUACUUGAAAAGGAGCCUAAAGGGUAUGUCAUCUUGGACCCGUACGGAGGGAUUAUGCAAAAUAUAAGCAGCGAUGCCAUUGCCUUCCCUCACAGAGAGGGUAACCUUUUCACAAUUCAGUACCUGGUGGAAUGGAAAGAGAGAGAUGACAACAAAAGCAACGACUACAUUAACUGGAUAAGAGAAUUUUAUAAUGCAAUGACACCCUUUGUGUCCUUCGGUCCGAGGGCUGCUUAUAUCAAUUACAUGGACUUCGACCUUGGAGUGAUGGAGUUGCUUCAUGACAAAACCAGUAUGGUUCCAACAAGAGAUGCUGUCGAGGUUGCUAGGGUUUGGGGAGAAAAGUACUUCUUGAGAAACUACGAUAGGUUGGUUGCAGUCAAGACAUAUAUUGAUCCAGACAACGUUUUCAGUAAUCAACAAAGCAUCCCCCCUGCGGUGUCCUCGGCGGUGAGUUUCAGAGCCGAUAUUUAAGUACAAAACAGGCUUGUGCUCGAAACCAUUAAAUCUAAAUCUCUUAGCCGUAUUAAUUAGAAUAUCAGACAUAUUGAGAUACUUAUUAUACUCUUCUGUGUGAGUGUGCUGUAUAUGUAAAUUUCCUUCUCUUGCUGUCAUCCUUCUUGUAUAUAUAUUUUGUGCGAUGUUGGUUGGAAUUUGAGCACUCCGGCUUCCAUGGGGCCUCGCUCUCACAUAUAAUUACCUCUUCUCAAAUUAGGA